Molecule: messenger RNA, 531 nt
Organism: Mucor velutinosus
Lineage: Eukaryota; Fungi; Mucoromycota; Mucoromycetes; Mucorales; Mucoraceae
Exons: 5
Coding region: 1-531 (176 amino acids)
Biological process (GO): mitochondrial protein processing; mitochondrial proton-transporting ATP synthase complex assembly
Molecular function (GO): metalloendopeptidase activity
Source: RefSeq, a predicted model, not a curated record
AUGAGACUUUAUGAAGCUCCACCAUUACCGCCAUAUUCAGAAGAGAAAUGUACGAAUGAGCUAGAUAGAAUACUCAAGACAUCAUCAAAAGUAGCUGUUUUAUUAAAGGGCAUCCAAACACUCAACAAACAUGCCUUGUCUCGAGGAAUCACAUGUAGACCUUGUAUGGGUACCAAUCAAGAGUCUCGCAUGGGAUACUACGAUAGCCGGUACAAAAGAGUUGUGCUAUGCUGCGAUCAUAUCAAAUCCAGAGACGACUUGGAAGACACUCUUGUGCAUGAAUUGACACAUGCAUUUGAUUCUCUGCGGAAGGGCAAAUUCAAGAGCAUUUGCCAUCUUGUAGCAUGCGGUGAAAUUAGGGCGAGUGCAUUAGGGCAAUGCGCCGAUAUUACACCUGAAAAGAAGAAAAACCAAUGCAUUUGGAAUGAUGCUGUAAGAUCGACCGAGAUCCAUUGUGGAGUAGAAAGAGCUGAAAAGGCAGUGAAGGAAGUGUUUCAAAACUGUGUUCACGAUGAGACACCAUUUCAAUAA